AUGCAAUCUCCUAACGAUGCAUCUUCUCCCACCACCGACGUCACAUUGGAAGAGGUGGAUGGUGGUCAGAAAAGAGAAGUAACACUACGACCCGAGCAAGAAGCGCUCAUGAAGAAACGUCACAAAGUUGCCAAUCACGUCGAGAAAGAUGUGGAGCAUAACGAUGGCAACUCUAACGAAAGACAUAGGGUCUGCGAGUUCCUGGUUCAAAAUCUAAACGCCGAUGGAUGUCACGCCAGCAGCGAUUACUCUGUGAGCCUUCUUGUUGGAAGGCAUGGUUUCCACUUAUGGUCCAUUGUCUUUGAUGGCACGAAGUAUCGCAAUGGAUGGAGAGUAUGCCCCCCUGGCAUCGGGGCUCCUAGAAGACUAAUUGAUGAACAAGAUGUUCGACCCCUGAAAGACCUUGAGAUCCAAGUGGGCCACAAGGGCAAAUUUGAAGGCGAAUCGGCAACCUUUAGUUUUGUUGUCACAGAAAUCGAUGGAGUGCCCGAACAAGAAUCGAUGGAGUGCCCGAACAAGAUGUCCUGUGCCCGAAACAUUCUGCAAUCCAAAUGA
Cylindrotheca closterium is the source of this 555-nucleotide messenger RNA. The record is from the annotation of a GenBank genome assembly. Lineage: Eukaryota; Bacillariophyta; Bacillariophyceae; Bacillariales; Bacillariaceae.